Messenger RNA from Acanthosepion pharaonis, 1518 nucleotides. NCBI's taxonomy places the organism in Eukaryota, Metazoa, Mollusca, Cephalopoda, Sepiida, Sepiidae. The record is from the annotation of a GenBank genome assembly.
AUGAUGUCAAUUUUUGUUAAGGUCCUCUCCUCCAUUUUAUUUUACUUCUCUCUCUUUUGUUAUACUCCACCCUCUUUUGCAUUACUUCUCUCUCUAUGGCUUAACUUUUUUCUCUUUUGUUUUACUUCUCUCUCUUUAUUUUACUUCUCUCUCUUUUUACAUCACUUCUCUCUCUUUUUUUUGCAUCUAUCUCUUUUGUUUUAUUUUUGCUCUUUUAUUUUACUUCUCUCUUUUGUUUUACUUCUAUAUCUUUUAUUUUACUUUUCUCUCCUUUAUUUUACCUCUCUCUCUCUCUCUUUUGUUUUACCUUUAUCUCUUGUAUUUUACUUCUCUCUCUUUGUAUUUUACUUCUCUCUAUUUUAUUUUACUUCUAUCAUUUUUAUUUUAUUUUUAUUUUUUAUUUUACUUUUCUCUCUUUUAUUUUAUUUGUCUUUUAUUUCAUUUCUCUCUCUCUUUCCCUUAUUUUACUUCUCUCUUUUUAAUUUACUUCUCUCUAUUUUAUUUUACUUCUAUCCCUUUUAUUUUACUCUUCUCUCUUUUAUUUUAUUUCUAUCUCUUUUCUUUUAUUUCUCUCUUUUUAUUUUACUUGUCUCUCUCUCUCUCUUGUUGUCCACUCGCCUAUUUCAUGUUCAUUUUCCUAUCUAUCUAAAAUUGUUCAUUAUCUAUCUAUCUAUCUAUCUAUCUAUCUAUAUUCAUAUGUGUCUCUCUGGCACUGUUCAAUUGGUCACCUCUUUUUCCUCCUUUCUCUUGCUCUCUUUACUUUUGCCGACGGCUCUGAGCAGCCUGCAGAUAUCUCUGCCAGCUUUGGCUUUCACCAAGAAAGCAAACUACAUGACACACUCCCUCUUUCUCUCUCUCUCUUUCUCUCUCUCUGUCUCUCUCUCGCAUUUUUCUUACCAUUUCUCUCUUUUUUCCUUUUUUAUUUUCUAUUCUAAUCUUUCUGUUUUUUCUUUCUCCCAAUUUGUCAUUUUCUUCUCUUUUCUUUUCUCUUUUUCUUCUCAGUAUAAUUUCUUUUUCUCUUUUACCUUUUUUGAUCACCAUUAUCAAUUUACAUUUUAUUUUCUUUCAAUUCUACCUUUCCUUCAUCAAAACAUUAUUCUUCUUUAUUCCUGCUCUUUUUCUGUUUCUUUAUUUUCUUUUACUAUUUUCUCUUUCCUGCCUGACUUCUUUUAUUUUCUUUUUACAUUUUCUUUGUCUUCUUAUCUCGUUUCCCCCUCCUAUUUUUCCUUCCAUUUCUUCAGUUCCUCUGAUUUUUUCAACCCCUUUUCUUUUCUUUUUUCUCUUUUAUCCUCAUCACCCACAUUUGUUAUAAAUUUUUGCUGUUAUUUUACAUUCUUUCAUUACCACCAAUCCUUACUGUGUGCUAUCUAUCUAUCUAUCUAUCUAUCUAUCUAUCUAUCUAUAUCUCUGCUUGAAGCAGCAGGAGUUUCUAUCUCUCUCUCUCUCUCUCUCUCUCUUUUUAUCUCUUUCCUUCUCUCUCUCUUUUUGUUGGAUGUUUUAACCUCUUGCCUAUCUUAA